This is a messenger RNA of Rhineura floridana, 3629 nucleotides long. RefSeq names its product P-selectin-like. Bases 119 to 2383 code for a protein of 754 amino acids. Gene Ontology annotation, molecular function: oligosaccharide binding; sialic acid binding. The transcript is spliced from 16 exons. Gene Ontology annotation, biological process: leukocyte tethering or rolling; response to cytokine; heterophilic cell-cell adhesion. NCBI's taxonomy places the organism in Eukaryota, Metazoa, Chordata, Lepidosauria, Squamata, Rhineuridae. Gene Ontology annotation, cellular component: membrane; external side of plasma membrane. The record is from RefSeq and is a predicted model, not a curated record.
GACUUAGAGGAAGUGCUGGUACAAGAAGUGUGCAGGGAGGAAGGUGGUGUUUAAUGCUCAUGCCCAUCCACAUAAGAAGCAGCACAGAAAGGAGAAAUCAGAAGGAUCUGCAUAAAACAUGGGUAUAACCAGUAGAAGAUUGCGGUCUAGAUGGAUAGAUGAUCACAUGUUGUUUACUAUCAUUAGUUGUGGGCUCUUAUCUUCUGUGGGUGCCUGGACGUACCACUAUGGGGCUAAAUCAGAGAUGACAUGGGAAAUGGCAAGAAGAUUUUGCCAAGAGCACUAUACUGACUUGGUAGCAAUCCAAAACAAAGAAGAAAUUGCCUAUCUCAACGCUUCCUUUCGCUACUAUCCCACAUACUACUGGAUUGGCAUCAGGAAGAUUAACCACACUUGGACCUGGGUGGGAACUGGCAAGGUCUUGACAAAGGAGGCAGAGAACUGGGCUUAUAGGGAACCCAACAACAGAAGGUCCAACGAAGAUUGUGUUGAGAUAUAUAUUAAGAGGCAAUGGGAAUCUGGAAAAUGGAAUGACGAGCGUUGUACUAAGAAAAAACGGGCACUGUGCUACCGAGCUUCUUGCCAGCCUUCCUCUUGCAGUGAACAUGGGGAGUGUGUGGAGACCAUUGGGAACUAUACCUGCCGAUGUUAUCCUGGCUUCUAUGGGCCUGAGUGUGAACAUGUUGUAAAAUGCAAGGACCUUGAUGCUGUCCACAGGCCACUGCUCAUGAACUGCAGUCAUCCUCUGGGGAGCUUCAGUUAUGAUUCCAGCUGUGGCUUCAGUUGUGAUGAAGGAUUUGAAAUGAAUGGCCUGGCCACCUUGCAGUGCUUGCCAUCUGGGGGCUGGUCAGCAGAGAUACCGCAGUGUAUAGCUGUCCAGUGCCGGCCAUUAAAUAUUCCUGUUCAUGGAGACCUCAUCUGCUCCCACAUCCACAGGGAAUUCCAGUACCAGUCUAGUUGCAACUUUAGCUGUACUGAGGGCUUCCUACUAAGUGGAGCAGAGACAUCAGUGUGUGAAGCAUCUGGAGAAUGGAGUUCCCUGGAGCCGAUAUGUCAAGUCAAGCGAUGUCCUAAAAUUGAGUUACCCACAAGAGGAACAAUGGACUGUGAAAACCCAGUUGGCAACUUUGCUUAUAACUCCACCUGCAAUUUUGGUUGUGAAGUUGGCUUUCAGCUCAGUGGCCCCAAGAUGUUGUAUUGCAGUGUAUCCGGCCAGUGGACUUCCUAUGUACCUAUUUGUCUUGCUGUUCAGUGCCAGACGCUGCAGCCUCCUGCUCAUGGAAACAGCACCUGCUUCCAUCUCCAUGGGGAAUUUCAGUACCAAUCUGUCUGCACCUUCCACUGCACUGAAGGGUUUCAGUUACUUGGAGAAAAAGUGUUGCGGUGUGCAGCAGCUGGAGAAUGGACAGCCCCCGUCCCAUUUUGCCAAGCUGUCCAAUGCCCGGCCCUGCAGACUCCAGACAACGGCAAGGGAAGCUGCUCUCAUCCAUAUGGACACUUUGCAUAUCAGUCCAGCUGCAUGUUCUCCUGCAACUCUGGUUUUGAGCUGGUUGGAUCAGAGAAGCUUGAGUGCACAGAUCAGGGGAACUGGACUGGAGACAUGCCCAUCUGUGAAGCUAGAAAGUGUCCUCCCCUGAGGGUUCUGGAGGAUGUGAAGAUGAAUUGUUCCAGUCUCUGGGACUCCUUCAGUUAUGGGUCAACAUGUCACUUCCACUGUGCUGAGGGCUACAACCUCAACGGAACAAGGAGGAUUCAAUGCCAAGCCAAUGGCCACUGGUCUGCUGAGAUACCUGUUUGCCAAGCUGUCCAAUGCCCGGCCCUGCAGACUCCAGACUACGGCAAGGGAAGCUGCUCUCAUCCAUAUGGACACUUUGCAUAUCAGUCCAGCUGCAUGUUCUCCUGCAACUCUGGUUUUGAGCUGGUUGGAUCAGAGAAGCUUGAGUGCACAGAUCAGGGGAACUGGACUGGAGACAUGCCCAUCUGUGAAGCUAGAAAGUGUCCUCCCCUGAGGGUUCUGGAGGAUGUGAAGAUGAAUUGUUCCAGUCUCUGGGACUCCUUCAGUUAUGGGUCAACAUGUCACUUCCACUGUGCUGAGGGCUACAACCUUAAUGGAACAAGGAGGAUUCAGUGCCAAGCUGAUGGCCACUGGUCUGCUGAUAUGCCAGGUUGCCAAGAAAACGCUGCUCUCUAUUUCAAGCAAGCUCUGCUUUAUACUGGUGCAAUUGCAGCAUCGGUUGUUGCCCUCAUGCUCUCCGGGGGUCUGAUUGCUCUGGCUAUCAGACGCUUCAGCAAAAGAGAGGAAAGAAAAAGGCUCCUUGGCUAUACCAGUGAUUUGGGAGCACCUGGUGUAUUCUCCAAUGCAGGCUUCAGCUCCGCUUUCUAAGAACUCACCUGGACUGUGGCCAUGGAAGAAAAGUGCUGAUGCAAUGAGAUUUUCCAGCACCUACAUUAAUCUCUGCCACCACUAUCAGUGAGAACUUCUGCUCCCUAUUUGCUGGAGAUGGAAUAAAUUCAUGCUUGAAGCACCUAGCUCUCUUCUGAUAUCCUGUACUGAGCUUCUAGCACUGAGUUUCCAUUCACCAUCCAACUGCAGUGUUCAGUGGAUUUCAAAUUGUCUCAUUAUUCUCUGUCGUCAUAUGUCCAUUGGCUAAAGAUCUUAGUUUGCAUUCUUCCUAAGAUUCCUACCAACUCUCAACAUAAAGAACCUUAGUCACUAAAAGGUCUUGCAAAGAAGAGAUGCUGUUGUAAGAAACUUUGUCAAAAGCUGCUGUAAAAGAUUUCUGGAUUUCCCUGCUGCACCCACACAGACAUCAUAUGUUGUAAGACUGCCUGUUAUAAUAAUAAUAAAGCCUCUGGAUUGCUAUUAUAUAGCCAAGACAUUACCAGAUCAUCUGAUACAUACCAUGUUACUAAACCAUGCCCUUGCUCCACUCUCUAGACUAGGACAAGUUAAUACAGUCCCCAGAAAACACCAUUAAUGAGGGAAGACAGAGACUAAACUAUGGAAAAUGCCAGCUGCUCUUCAAAGGGUUUACUUAGGACAGGAGUCUGCUUUUUGAAAGCAAAUGAAAGAGAACAUGCUCUGAAACUGAAUUCUGGAAUCACUAUCAUGUUCUGCACUUGCAAGGAACAGCAGAAUACACCCUCUCUGAUAAUGUCUUGCACUUUUGAAAAUACAAUAAGAGGGUGGACUAAGCCAGUCAGAAACGCUCAGUUUUGAUCAGUUGAUCCUUUUACUAUAUAACAUGAGUCACAGCUAAUUUUACGAAGGAUUAUAUAACAAUGUCUGCUUGGCUCACAGAUCUGUUAACUGGCUUUCAAUAUUGCAAAUUGGCUGCCUAUAGCUGCAAUAAAAUAUUGAGUAAAUAGCAGCAUCUUUUUUGCUUAUGGUGUAAUUUGUUAGCAAGGGUAAACCUAGCAGCAAAGCAAACAUUCCACUGGCUACCUGCUAUACCCACAUGCAUCUCCAGCCAUCAGUAGGAAAUGCCACUGCCUAGUGAAUAAAAAUAUUAAACUAGUAUUAGGGAGACAUUGAUUCAGAUCCUCACUCCCUUAUGAAGCCAGUCAUACUCAGCCUAACCUACCUCAUAGACUUGUUGGGAUACAAUGGGAAGGAACUAGGUACAGUC